AUGUAUGAAUCAUUCCGUCCUCAUCCGCUUCUCGCCCAAGUCCCCUUGACAGUCUCCCCGUUCAUCAAUCUCCCUACCUCAGUCACUCUUCCCUACACCUACAAAUCAGUUCCAUCGACUCUACCUCCAUCUGUUACCGUUGAUCCCAGUAAUCCGGACAUCAAAGCCCGUUAUGUGGUCUCCCCAAGCGGCGAGCAUGCGGCGCGCCCAGAAGAGAUACUGGCCUCUUGCAAGUCGCUGGAGGAACAUCUGAACAGGGCGCGGAUCGAGGCCAAGAACGCGAUCAAAAAGUGGGAGGAAGCGAUAUCGCAAAGAGAACUUGCGGAAAAGAGGCGUGUCGCUCCGGGUUGGCUGGAUCGAGAUGAGAAAUUGCUUCAGCCCAUCAGUUCGGCGCCGGCUCAAUCGUCAAAGAAUCAGUCAAACCAUAGCUUACUGGACAGCUCAUCCGGCAACCAAGGCUCAUCUGGUUUUCCUGCCAUGGUACCUCGCGAUGAGGGCGAAGAGUUGGAUCGCGCUUUUGGAGGGUUGGAUGUGAAAUAG
Aspergillus pseudoviridinutans is the source of this 540-nucleotide messenger RNA. RefSeq lists its product as uncharacterized. The record is from RefSeq and is a predicted model, not a curated record. NCBI's taxonomy places the organism in Eukaryota, Fungi, Ascomycota, Eurotiomycetes, Eurotiales, Aspergillaceae. Bases 1 to 540 code for a protein of 179 amino acids. The transcript is spliced from 2 exons.